AUGAACUCUACUACAAAUAACAAUGAUGAUGAUGAUGACACUAUGUUUAACAGUGAUAUGUUUGUCAACAGAGACUAUGUAAAGAAGAAGAUAGUCGUCAAUAACAUUGAUAUAAAUGUAUAUUUACUAAACUCGGCUGCAACUGACUAUGAUCUUACAGGACAAGUAAUAUGGCCAGCAGCAUCAAUGUUAACACAUUAUAUUGUCAAUGACGUCGAUCGAUAUAGCAAUGACAACAAGGUGUUGGAGGUUGGAUCAGGCGUAGGCAUAUGUGGAAUGUUCCUCGCCCGUCUGGGCAAACAGUGCGUGAUGAGCGACUAUCAUGAUGUUGUGCUCGAGUUGCUCGAAAAGAAUGUACAGCAAUCCAAUGAUGACGGCUAUCCAAUCGAGAUGCUAAAGCUUGAUUGGGGCAACCAGGAGGACAUUGCUACGCUCAAGCAAGCUUCGACAGGUGGUGAUGGAUACGACACCAUCAUUGGCUCUGAUGUUGUCUACUGGCGCACCAGCAUCGAUCCAUUGUUCAACACGAUCAAUCAGCUAUUGUCACAUCGGGACCAUGCUCAAUUCAUUCUCUGCUACCAAUCACGAUCGACACAGACCGACGAGUAUCUCCUCGAGAUGGCCAUCAAGUAUGGCUUUGCAUUUGAGCCUCUAGAUCCAUCGGCAAUCAUCCAAUCAACGACGUCGUCUCUGGGACUCCAAUCGUACGAUGAAUACCAGCUUUCUGUUAUGAGAUUUAUUGUGUUCAAGCGAUCCAGCAACAAGCAACAACAAUCAUCA
Messenger RNA from Acytostelium subglobosum LB1, 780 nucleotides. RefSeq lists its product as hypothetical. Gene Ontology annotation, cellular component: nucleus. The record is from RefSeq and is a predicted model, not a curated record. The annotation marks the transcript as partial. NCBI's taxonomy places the organism in Eukaryota, Evosea, Eumycetozoa, Acytosteliales, Acytosteliaceae. Gene Ontology annotation, biological process: protein methylation. Gene Ontology annotation, molecular function: protein methyltransferase activity. The transcript has 2 exons.